AUGUCGAAACGAUCUGCUGAUGUUGAAAUGGGCGACGCUCCCCUGAAGGGCGGUGAUCGCCCGGAAGGUAUGGAGAUUGACGAGAAGGACCCUGGCAUGGGUGAUUUUGAAGACGAAUUCGAGGAUGAGUUCGAGGAGGACGAGAUCAUGGAAGCUGGUGUAGACGGACGGCCCGACGCAGAAAGAGAGGCCGAGGAGAAGGAAGCCGUGGUUGACCAGGGCACCUUCAUCGUCGGACGAAACAAGCUCGAGGCCGGACAGACACUUGCGCCAGAUGUGUCGACAUAUGAGAUGCUGCACAACAUAAGCACCCCGUGGCCUUGCUUGUCGUUUGAUAUACUCCGCGACGGUCUUGGUGACAACCGCAAGGUCUACCCUGCCACCAUGUACACAGUGGCCGGCACACAGGCAGAGAGCGCCAGGGCUGGCGACAACCAGCUGAUGGUCAUGAAGUUUAGCGGUCUGAGCCGCACGGAGAAGGGCGAAGAGGAAUCUGACGAGGAGGAUGACGAUGACGAGGAUGCCGACCCCAUCCUGGAGCACAAGGCCAUUCCCUUAAACUCGACCACGAACCGAGUCCGCGCCCACCAGAUCCCAUCCCAGGACGCCUCCAGACCCCCGACUACCCUUACUGCGACUAUGACCGAGUCCUCCAACGUCUUCAUUCACGACAUCACCCUCCACCUCUACUCUUUCGACAACCCCGGCACCGUCAUUUCUGCCCAGCAAAACAAGCCGGUAUCGACCAUCCGCGCCCACAAGGCGGAAGGUUACGCCCUCGACUGGUCCCCUCUUGUUCCCGGCGGGAAGCUCCUGACCGGCGAUAACGACGGCCUCAUCUAUCUCACAACGCGUACUGACGGCGGCGGUUUCGUUACCGAUACCCGGCCAUUCCAGGGCCACACCAGCAGUGUCGAGGAGAUCAUCUGGAGCCCUUCUGAGCAGUCGGUCUUCUCAUCCGCCUCGAGCGACGGCACAAUUCGCGUGUGGGACAUUCGCAGCAAGAGCAGAAAACCUGCUUUAUCUAUGCAGGUCAGCUCGACCGAUGUCAACGUCAUGUCAUGGUCACAUCUUACAACACAUCUGCUCGCCUCGGGCGCGGACGACGGCGAGUUUGCUGUCUGGGACCUGCGCCAGUGGAAGCAAAGUUCGACCUCGGCUUCGGACAAGCCCUCUCCUAUUGCCAGCUUCAACUACCACAAGGAGCAGGUCACGAGCAUUGAGUGGCAUCCCACAGACGACAGCAUCAUCGCCGUCGCGGCGGGCGACAGCACCGUCACCCUAUGGGACUUGGCGGUCGAGCUCGACGACGAGGAGAGCAAGGAUACCGGCGGCGUCAAGGACGUGCCGCCUCAGCUGCUGUUUGUCCACUACCUGUCCAACGUUAAGGAGCUGCAUUGGCACCCUCAGAUUACUGGCAGCUUGGUGGCCACGGGUGACGAGUUUAGUAUCUUCCGUACGAUCAGCGUUUAG
Molecule: messenger RNA, 1473 nt
Organism: Colletotrichum graminicola M1.001
Lineage: Eukaryota; Fungi; Ascomycota; Sordariomycetes; Glomerellales; Glomerellaceae
Product: WD domain-containing protein
Exons: 2
Coding region: 1-1473 (490 amino acids)
Molecular function (GO): protein binding
Source: RefSeq, a predicted model, not a curated record